ACCGCGGGGACAACAGUGUGCCGGCCUGCCGCGGCGGCGGCCUGAGGGGGUGGCCGGACGCAGCCGUUCGCUGGAGUGGGCCGAGGGCCAGGAGGGAGGAAAGGCGAGGUUCCCGCAGCGAGGUGGGCGGCUUCCCCGCCUCCAGGGCCCUUCAGUGAGGUGGGCGGCUUCCCCCGCCCCCAGGGCUCCUCGGCCGGAGGAUGCCGGCGCAGCGCGCCCAUGAGAGCAUCCAUAACCUGCCCCCCCUGGAGGAGAAGCAGCCUGUCAAACCUCCCAGGUAUAUAUCCACAUUUAGACCAGCCGUGAAAUGUGAAGCAGAGAAAAAUAAAGCUCAGUGGAAAACUAUGGGACCAGCAAAAGUUGCAGUGCCAUCUCCAAAAAAAUUCCUGCAGAAACAUUCAAAGGAACCCAAGCUACCAGCAAGAAAAAAAGAACAGGAUAGUAAGAAACUGCCUGCGUUAUCAGUGCCACGGAGGACAGAUCACCCAGUUAUGGGAAUUCAGAGUAAAAAGAAUUUUAUAAAUACAAAUGCAGUUGCUGCUAUCACGGUAUUGCCUAAAAAGCCUCAACCUAUUUAUGUUGAUAGAAGACAGGGAGAUAAAUAUCUGCUUGAAACUUCAGGCCUUGUUCCAAAAUAUAUUAAAAAAAAGGAUUAUGGUGUUACACCAAAAUAUAUAACGCGGAGAAAUGAAGAAGUGAAGAGAGCUCAGAAAGAAUAUGAGGACAGUAUAUUGGAGCAUCUCAAGAAAAGAGCUAUGAAACGGCUAUCUGAUGAAGAAAGGAGAAGUCUUCUGCAGGGGCUGAAGAAGAACUGGGAGGAAGUGUAUCGUGACUUUCAGCGUCUUUCGGUAGAAAUAGACACCAUACCCAAGAAGUUAUAUAAAGAAAAGCUGGAAUUGCAGAUGAAACAACUGGAGCAUGACAUAGAAGUAAUUGAGAAGCACAAAGUUAUCUACAUUGCAAAUGAGUAAGGACUGUUUUUCAGAUAUUGCCUCUCUCCUCCUUUUCUUUUUUUCUAUCCCUACAUCUCCAAGAACCACCCCCCUAAAUUCUCAGAAGAAAUUGACACCACCAACUAUUCUGAAGGAAAUAUUUAACUAAUAUAAGUACAUAGCUUCUUAGAAAAGUUGUUACAUAUAGCCGUCAUCUGUUUUGAAAUAAAAUUCUUAAUUAAACUUUGAGUAUAAAACCAUUAAUUUAAUCUAUUAUUCUGUGUAAUUUUUAUUAACUACUUAGAUUUCUAUAAAUGUCAUACAAAAAGCAUGAAAAAUACUGUUUCAUAUGCUUCGAGCACUUCUUUCCUUGCAUAGCCAAAACAAAGUGAAAUAACUGGCUGCUGAAGACAGCUCGGUAAACAUAACUUCAGGGUGGGAUGGUUUCUGGACUAGUUAUUAAAGAGCUGUUGCGCUUUACUUGAAAGCUUGAGCAAUUGUAUUUCUAAGCAGCUUGGCUUCUGUGUACUCUCUUUUUUAUUACCAAAACCAAUUUUUAUAGUGGAAGCCCAUAAUAAUAUAGACUUCACACAAUUCAUAUACUACAUGUAGCUUGCUGUGUUUAUGUAUAAAUAAUUCUGUAAUACUAUAGUAAAUCUCCAACCAAAGUAGAAAAAUGUGUUUCGAUUGCUAUUAUGUGUGUAGCGUUAGAAUGAAAGCAAUAUCCCACAUAGCAUGUGAGUCAAGGCCUAGGCAGGAAUUAUAUCAGCACAUUAUACUGCAAGUAUUUGCCUAAAAAGAAAAAUUGUUUUUCUUUCCUGCUGCUUAACCUUUGCUUCAGAACACAGCUUUUUCUGUAUGGUAUCAAUCAUUACCACCAGCAGCUGUUGUGACAUCAUAGUAUCAGACAGCAGCAGAGGAUGCUCCCCUCUGAUACAUGUGAAUAGCUUCUGUCACCCUAUGUGGAGGUUAUAACUCCUUCCCUCUACUUUGGUGUGUAUUCCACACAACCUACCAACACUUCUUGAUUAUGGAAAAAACAUAUUGUAAUGAAAACCAUUGAAAAUACACACAGAAGGAUAACAUUCUUACCCUUUAACUCUCUCUGGGAAGUCUGACAAAAUAAAUUUACAGAAUCCAAAGAAUGUAAGAAUAACUCUGUAUUUAGAUUUUGAAGAAAUGCCAAUAACUGAAGGUGUCAUGUUCAUGAAUCAACUAUACCAUCAGUAUAACUAAAGCAAAAAGGUGAGUAAACUCGAUUGUUCUGAUGGAAUUGUUCCUUCAUAAAAGAUACUAGAUAUAAACAGAGGCAAGUCUGUCCACAAGCUAAAAGGUAGCAUUAGCAGUUGAAGCGUUGUCUAAAUUCACUGGUCUGUUACUGAUAACCAAUGAAAUAAUAAGAAAAUCAUCAAAAUGCUUCUAGUACUUCAUAAUUAUUUUAUCAAGCUGGCAUUUUCAAAUGGUGCAUGUUAAUUGGGUAACCAUCACAAAACACCUGCUAAAUGGGGUAUGAAUGCUCUAUUGGUCAGUAAGAGUUAUGUUGCCACAAACUGAAACUAUUUCCUGUUGGAAGUUAUGCAUGACAAAACUGUGUAUCUAUUUUUUAAAAAUAGCAACAUGAAAUUA
This is a messenger RNA of Chroicocephalus ridibundus (black-headed gull), 2558 nucleotides long. RefSeq names its product enkurin, TRPC channel interacting protein (gene ENKUR). Gene Ontology annotation, cellular component: acrosomal vesicle. Bases 201 to 971 code for a protein of 256 amino acids. The record is from RefSeq and is a predicted model, not a curated record. Gene Ontology annotation, molecular function: calmodulin binding. NCBI's taxonomy places the organism in Eukaryota, Metazoa, Chordata, Aves, Charadriiformes, Laridae. The transcript has 5 exons.